Sphaerodactylus townsendi is the source of this 2034-nucleotide messenger RNA. RefSeq names its product odd-skipped related transcription factor 1 (gene OSR1). The coding region runs from base 271 to 1053 and encodes 260 amino acids. The transcript is spliced from 3 exons. Gene Ontology annotation, cellular component: nucleus. NCBI's taxonomy places the organism in Eukaryota, Metazoa, Chordata, Lepidosauria, Squamata, Sphaerodactylidae. Gene Ontology annotation, molecular function: RNA polymerase II transcription regulatory region sequence-specific DNA binding; DNA-binding transcription factor activity, RNA polymerase II-specific. The record is from RefSeq and is a predicted model, not a curated record. Gene Ontology annotation, biological process: urogenital system development; regulation of transcription by RNA polymerase II; embryo development.
GGCGGCGGGAAGGGACCCCGGCAGUCCGCCGCCGCUCGCCUUCGCUCCCGCAGCCUCCCGGCCCGGCGGGGACAAGGGCAGCCCGGACCUCGCCUGCCCGCCUCCGGCCCUCCUCGCCCGCGGGACCCCCCGCCACUUGCCCCGCUGGAGCCUGAGCGGACGGGCCGGCCCAGCCCAGCCGGGGCAGCCCAGCAGCAGCAGCAGCAGCAGCAGCCGUCGCAGUUCGGGAUCCGGCACUCCUCUUCUCUCUUGUCAAGCUUCUUCACUACCAUGGGUAGCAAGACUCUGCCAGCACCAGUGCCCAUCCACCCUUCGCUGCAGCUCACCAACUAUUCCUUUCUGCAAGCUUUCAAUGGCCUCCCAGCAGUGCCUUCAGACCACCUUCCAAACCUCUAUGGCUUCAGUGCCUUGCACGCCGUUCACCUUCACCAAUGGACCCUGGGCUAUCCAGCCAUGCAUUUGCCCCGGUCGUCUUUCUCCAAAGUGCCUGGUGUGGCCAGCCUGGUAGAUGCCAGGUUCCAGUUGCCUACCUUCCCUCUGUUCCCGCACAUCAUCCAUCCAAAGCAAGAAGUUGCCGGCAUGGCCCUCAAAGCCAAGCCCAGAUUUGACUUUGCAAAUCUAGCCGUGGCCGCCACCCAAGAGGACCCUUCGAAACUCGGACAAAUCGAUAGCCAAGGCUCCUCGCCGGGCUUAGGCUCGUUGCUGGAGGUGACCAAGCUUUCCCCCGAGAAGAAACCCACCCGCGGGAGGUUACCUUCCAAAACCAAGAAGGAAUUUGUGUGCAAAUUCUGUGGCAGACACUUCACCAAGUCGUACAACCUUUUGAUUCACGAAAGAACCCAUACGGAUGAAAGGCCAUACACGUGUGACAUUUGCCACAAAGCCUUCAGAAGACAAGACCAUUUAAGAGAUCACAGAUAUAUCCACUCCAAAGAAAAGCCAUUUAAGUGUCAAGAGUGUGGGAAAGGAUUUUGCCAAUCCAGGACUCUGGCUGUUCACAAGACUCUGCACACGCAAGUCAAGGAGCUUAAACCUUCCAAAAUUAAGUGCUAAAGCUUCCAGUCCCUACAAACUUCAUUCCCCUUUCUGACUUUUUAGCUCAGAUUCGUACCAAAGACAAAGGGGAAUACACCAAACAUUAUUUAAUUGCCUUAAAAAAAACACCCACAAAAUACAGCCGGCUUUUCUACACCCUGAGCAGUAACAUUGAUUUGCUUCUGAGUUACACAGAAGAGUAUAAAUCUUACGUCGCUUCAGUAAACAUUAUGUCAAAAGGUGGUGCUCAAGCAUUGGAGAGGAACCUUCCGUUGUUAAGACACAAACAACUCCAAACUCGCUUCCAGAAGUAUUGCUUUGAAUUUUGUUUUUUGGUUUUUUUUAGUUUUAUCCUUUUGUGUGUGUCUGUUUAAAAGCUGAAACACUUCAGAUGAGAAUUUUUUUUUAAGAUCUUUCAAAGAAACCAGGCUCAUUUUUUAGGUACUUUGGAGACAGAUGGAAGACUUUUGAGGCAACAAUAUGAACACCUAUCCUGUAAACAGGUCCAGAGGCUCACUACAAAUCUAAUUGCUUGGAGUCUUCUAUUGGCCGGGCAUCCUCUCUGCACACUUCCACAAGCACCCUGGGGUUUCUGUUUGUUUGUGGUCUGGUGCCUUGAGAGGUGGUUUGUAAUUUGUGGGUUUAUUUAAACAAAAACAAAACACUCAAGGGGGAAAGGGCUAGAGGAUGGCGCGCGGCAAUAAAUCAAAGGGAUUGCUGUUCACAGUUUGGUUUUAAUGGUACUUUCAAGUUAGUGUGUGUCUGAAUGGGGGAAUGAGAGGAUUCCGGGGGUGGGGUGACAAAUCUCGACCUGAGAGCUUUAUCUGAAGUUGUUUUGUUUCUUAAGCAGUGUAAAGAGUUGAGACAUUCCAAUAUGUUUUUGGUUAAAGUUAUUGCUAUGUGGCACUUUAUGCUGAUUCUUGAUAAUGAACAUUUAUCACUGGAUUUAUUUGGGUUUUUUUUUUAAGUAUUAAAAAUAAAUUGGUAUUUUACAGGCAA